Molecule: messenger RNA, 903 nt
Organism: Lampris incognitus (smalleye Pacific opah)
Lineage: Eukaryota; Metazoa; Chordata; Actinopteri; Lampriformes; Lampridae
Gene: gja11
Product: gap junction protein, alpha 11
Exons: 3
Coding region: 1-903 (300 amino acids)
Biological process (GO): cell communication
Cellular component (GO): connexin complex
Source: RefSeq, a predicted model, not a curated record
AUGGGGGACUGGGAAAUGCUUAGCCGCCUGCUGGAUAAGGUGCAGAGCCAUUCCACAGUCAUUGGCAAAGUCUGGCUCACAGUACUUUUUGUUUUCCGUAUCCUGGUCCUGGGCAUCGGCAUAGACAAGGUGUGGGGAGAUGAGCAAUCUGACUUUGUCUGUAACACAAGGCAGCCGGGCUGUAAGGCCGUCUGCUACGACCGUGCCUUCCCCAUCUCUCACGUCCGCUUUUGGGCCUUCCAGAUUAUCUCUGUGGCAACACCGACACUAGUCUACCUCGGUUACGUCCUUCAUGUGAUUCACAUUGAGAAAAAGGUGAGGGAAAGGAUGAAGAAACAUGCGGUCCUGGAUGACCCUGCCGCUCUGCUCCUUAGAAAGGGUUACAAAGUUCCCAAGUACAGCAACAGCAGCGGUAAGAUCAGCCUCCGUGGACGUCUGCUUCGCAUUUACGUCCUCCAUCUUGUGGCCAAGAUUCUGCUGGAAGUCGGGUACAUCGUGGGUCAGUACUUUCUGUACGGCCUCACUCUCCAUACAAGCUAUGUCUGCAGCCAGUUCCCCUGCCCACAUCUAGUGGACUGCUUCCUCUCCCGGCCCACAGAGAAAUCCGUCUUUAUCUGGUUCAUGCUGGUUGUGGCAUGCAUCUCCUUACUCCUCAGCCUGAUUGAACUGCUGUACCUAUGUGUUAAAGCUGUGAAGGAGAAUCUGGGAAGGAGGCAGGACUACACCGUGACCCCAGUGACCCCUCCGAUCACAGAGAGGAAGGCCUUCAAGAAUGAAGACCACGUGAUCCAGAACUGGAUCAAUCUCACCAACGAGGUGACAGGUGGGACUGAAAGUGGGGCAAAUGAGGUUACAAAGAGCGUGUCGUCUGAGGAGAACCACAUGAGGGAGAUUCAAAUCUGA